This is a messenger RNA of Clunio marinus, 225 nucleotides long. The record is from the annotation of a GenBank genome assembly. Lineage: Eukaryota; Metazoa; Arthropoda; Insecta; Diptera; Chironomidae.
AUGAGUUGUUGUCUUGUAUGGUUAUUAUCAUUGCAUGUUCAGUUGAUGACUAGCAAAUUACUUGUUUCUCUACAAUCUCAAAGGAAAUGCUUUGAUGUCGGGAAAACAUAUUUUGUUUGUGUAAAUGGAAGCACAAUUUGUGACAUGAGCUCAACAACGGUGAAGUCUGCAUACUUUGUAUUCGCGAAGCCUAUAAAUGUUCAAAAUUUAAGAAUGAAACAAUGA